Hipposideros armiger (great roundleaf bat) is the source of this 2927-nucleotide messenger RNA. RefSeq names its product phosphoglycolate phosphatase (gene PGP). Lineage: Eukaryota; Metazoa; Chordata; Mammalia; Chiroptera; Hipposideridae. Bases 214 to 1173 code for a protein of 319 amino acids. The transcript has 2 exons. The record is from RefSeq and is a predicted model, not a curated record. Gene Ontology annotation, cellular component: cytoplasm. Gene Ontology annotation, molecular function: sn-glycerol 3-phosphatase activity.
GCUCCGGCAGCCCGAAGGAGCCCAGGACAGAUUGGCGCAGGUGGCGUACAAUGGGCGGUGCGCACAAGGCACGGGGCCAAUGAGCGCGGCGGGGGCGUGGCGGGCGUGGCGCCGGGCGCCUGCGAGGAGCGGCCGGUGGUGGUGGUGGUGGUGGCGGCGGCGGCCGGCAGCGUAGUGGCCGGUGGUGGUGGCGGCGGCCGGUGGCGGGCGGCCAUGGCGGAGGCCGGCGGCGACGACGCCCGCUGCGUGCGGCUAAGCGCUGAGCGGGCCCAGGCGCUGCUGGCCGAGGUGGACACGCUGCUGUUUGACUGCGAUGGGGUGCUGUGGCGCGGCGAAACAGCCAUACCUGGCGCGCCCGAGGCCUUGACGGCGCUGCGGACUCGCGGCAAGCGCCUCGGCUUCAUCACCAACAACAGCAGCAAGACCCGCGAGGCCUACGCCGAGAAGCUGCAGCGCCUGGGUUUUGGCGGCCCGGCAGGGUCAGGCGCCGGCCUCGAGGUCUUUGGCACGGCCUACUGCACCGCGCUAUACCUGCGCCAGCGCCUGGCUGGCGCGCGGGCCCCUAAGGCCUACGUGCUGGGCGGCGCGGCCUUGGCAGCGGAGCUGGAGGCCGUGGGCGUCGCUUGCGUGGGCGUGGGGCCUGAGCCCUUGCAGGGCGACAGCCCCAGCGCCUGGCUGGAAGCCCCGCUGGAGCCCGAUGUGCGCGCGGUUGUGGUGGGGUUCGACCCGCACUUCAGCUACAUGAAGCUCACCAAGGCCGUGCGUUACCUGCAGCAGCCCGGCUGCCUGCUCGUGGGCACCAACAUGGACAACCGGCUCCCGCUCGAGAACGGCCGCUUCAUCGCGGGUACGGGCUGUCUGGUACGAGCAGUGGAGAUGGCCUCCCAGCGCCAGGCUGACAUCAUAGGGAAGCCCAGCCGCUUCAUCUUCGACUGCGUGUCCCAGGAGUAUGGCAUCAAUCCGGAGCGCACCGUCAUGGUGGGAGACCGCCUGGACACAGACAUCCUCCUGGGUGUCACCUGUGGCCUGAAGACCAUCCUCACCCUCACCGGAGUUUCCACUCUAGGGGAUGUGAAGAGUAAUCAGGAAAGUGACUGCAUGUCUAAGAAAAAAAUGGUCCCUGACUUCUAUGUUGACAGCAUAGCCGACCUUUUGCCAGCCCUUCAAGGUUAAAGAUUUAGUGUCUUUAAUCUGCCGAAUAAAAAAAAUUUUUAAUUACUUAACCAAAUUAAUAGGUGGGGCUCAAGCAUCUGCUCAGCUAGGUGGCUUUAAAGAGUACGCUUGGAGUUUUAAGCAAAGGCACUAGUUGUUAACCUUGUAAGUAAAUGUUUGGGGGUGAUUUUAUUACAGAUGUUUAUGUCUUAAGAUGCACUUUUAAGCUUGGAGGGCAUUGUGGGGGUCCUGGGCCUUGGUUGCUGUUGGCAAGAGCAGGCUCCGUGUCUGUCUGACCAAGAUUCAGAUAACCUCAGGGCUUGCUGAUGGGACUGAGGCAUGUCUAGGGGUGUCACAUGUUUUACUGAAAAUUUCAUUCAGGGAUCAAGCCCCCUUGCAAGGCAAAGGGGAGGAGGGGCUGAUUAUUUUGACUGUUGUGAGAAACUUGUAGAAACCGACUCCAGGGCCCCAUCGGUGUGGUAGUCAGCAGAGGAACCUGCUGCUGCAUCCCACCCAGCUCACCUGCAGCGUGGGAGUGGAGGAGGAGACUGCUCCCUGGUGGUGUCUCCCUGUCCUUGGUGUGUGGGGUAUUGCCCUCACCACCACCACCCCACACUUCCUUAAAAACCACUAUGUCACAAUUGUCUGUUCCGUUUCAAAAGCCCAGGGCUGCUGCUCCUCGUACGUGGUUGCACAGUUCUGCAAACUCAGUCCAACUAAACCUUGGCUUUCUCAGAUGUGCAUUUACACCCAGGUGACUUGGACUGAGCAUAAGGCUGGCUGAGAAUGGCCAGGAGGGCAUGGAUGCCUUCGCUGAACUUUGGGUUCCCGUGCAGGAAGCUCAGAGCAGAGUUGGUACCAAAAGAAUUUUUUAAAUCUUAGGAACAACUUUGCCAAUAGUUGGAAUUGAAUCUUAAGUGUGUUGAUUAAUAGCUGUGCUCUGUCUCGUAGGGAAAACCCCACUGAAGAAGUCUGUGCUCCGCAGCCAGUAGCAUGGCUAAAGUCAUGUUGGCCAAGGAACGCCUGUCACCCAGGGUGCCCUCUGGGUGGGGGAAGAAAGGGGUGUUCCCAAGACAGGAAGUCUUUUUACAGAGCAUCCAAUCUCUUCCUGUCCUCCCAUACCCUUGAUUGGGGUGGGGGUUAGAUGCCAAUGGUCCAUGAGGACAACUAUAUUAGCCCUGGAGUCCCUUGUUGGUGGCCAGCUAGAGGACUGGCAGGGUCCACCAGCUAGCCAUGGGUUCUUGGCAGGGGGCCCUGGCCAUUUAUGCCUGUUCCCUAAGUUGCUGACCUUUGUAAACACGCCUGAUAAGCAGACUCUCCCGCUUAUUGUGGGGUAGAGCCUGGGAAGCUGUUCUUUUGGGCCAACUCCUUCCCAGUGCCUCGCCCUGCACCCAGUGGUGUCUGCCCACAGCCUGUGGCUUCUCUCCUAGUCCCAAGGUCACAGCAUUCCUUCAACUCAUUCUCUAAGAGUUCUCAGAGCAAUAAAGGGUAUCCUGAGCCUUUAGCUCCUCCCAGGCCCGGGGUAGUCUGGGGUUCAGACACUGCCGUGAGGCAACAACAAAACAGCCAGCACCUGUAAGGUUGGUGGUGCUGAUGUUGGCUCUGCGAGGUCGGCUCAAGGUGGGUCCGGAUAUUGAGCAGGCCUAUCAGGGCGUUGUCACCCACACCAUGAGCACGCUGCAGGUGCGGCAUCCAGCAAGACUCCCUCUUCUGCACCCCAUCUCUGCCCCUAUUGCACUGUGUGAACCCAAAUGAAUAUUAAACUCUCAAACCCA